Oikopleura dioica is the source of this 252-nucleotide messenger RNA. The record is from the annotation of a GenBank genome assembly. NCBI's taxonomy places the organism in Eukaryota, Metazoa, Chordata, Appendicularia, Copelata, Oikopleuridae.
AUGACUCUUUCGGAUGACGAUGUUAACCGACAAAUCGAUCAUAUGAUCGCCUUUAUCAAGAAUGAGUCUCAGGAGAAAAUCGAAGAGAUUUAUGCUAAGGCUGAUGAAGAAUUCCAAAUUGAAAAAGGUCGGCUUGUCAACCAGCAACGCAUCAAAAUCAUCGACUUUUAUGAGAAGAAAGAAAAGACACUGGAGCAACAAAAACGCCUUCAACAAUCAAAGUUCAUCAACGUCGGUAGAUUGGAAAGGUAA